Molecule: messenger RNA, 3875 nt
Organism: Conger conger (European conger)
Lineage: Eukaryota; Metazoa; Chordata; Actinopteri; Anguilliformes; Congridae
Product: prolyl 4-hydroxylase subunit alpha-1-like
Exons: 16
Coding region: 452-2053 (533 amino acids)
Biological process (GO): peptidyl-proline hydroxylation to 4-hydroxy-L-proline
Cellular component (GO): endoplasmic reticulum
Molecular function (GO): procollagen-proline 4-dioxygenase activity; iron ion binding; protein binding
Source: RefSeq, a predicted model, not a curated record
UGUGCCAUGUUUGCACUGCUCAUUGAUGAGUUUUCUAGUUUUCUCCUGCUUGACACCGUGGCCGGGUAUCCACAGGCUACGUGAGAUAUUCUGUUUUCAAAGAAGAACGACUUAUAGGAGGGACUUCCAAAAUAACUGAGGGGGAGAACCAUGCCACGGAGUACUGUAGUAAAUUGGUGAACGCAUGCUCAAUGCGUCUGUGCUCCCCUGACCCGAAAUCUUGAGUGUGUGCAUUUUCGCACGUAUCGCUUCUGGGACUCCGCCGCCAGAUGGCGACCAUGGGGGUUUCGGCGUGGACGACCCAAAAACUACAAAGGAGUUCGCAAAUCAGUUCAGUUUAGUUCUUCUAAUCAGGGAGGUCGAGAACAGGAACAUCGAUUGUCAAAGUUGUCCCCUGCAUUCGUGUAUGAACUUUUACAAAGACUGAGAUCCCGUACUUGUAAGGCUCAGGAUGCAGGGCUGCUCUGUGUGCUGUUUUGUGCUGAUGCUCUUUCAGCUCCGGCCUGCCUCAGCCUACGGAGACUUCUUUACCUCCAUUGGUCAGAUGACUGACCUACUGUACACAGAGAAGGACCUGGUCACCUCUCUGAAGGACUACAUCCAGGCAGAGGAGAGCAAGCUGGAACAGGUGAAAAGGUGGGCGGAAAUGCUGGACUCUCUCACCACCACAGCCACGCAGGACCCAGAGGGCUUUCUGGGCCACCCUGUCAACGCCUUCAAGCUGAUGAAGAGGCUCAACACGGAGUGGGGCAACGUGGAGAGCCUGGUCCUGAAGGACACUUCAAAUGGAUUCAUCUCCAACCUGACCGUCCAGCGACAGUACUUCCCCGGGGACGAGGAUCAGAUCGGAGCAGCCAAGGCCCUGCUCAGGCUGCAGGACACCUACAAACUUGAAUCCAACACCAUCUCUGUCGGGAACCUCCCUGGUGUCCGAUACAAGAACCCCAUGACGGUGGACGACUGUUUCGAGCUGGGGAAGGUGGCGUACACGGAUGCGGAUUACUACCACACCCAGCUGUGGAUGUCUCAGGCUCUCCGGCAACUGGAGCAGGGCGAGGAGUCUUCCGUCGACAAAGUCACCAUCCUCGACUACCUCAGCUACUCCCUCUACCAGCAGGGCACAGUUCAGAAGGCCCUCGAUUACACCAAGCUGCUGCUCCAGCUCGAUCCUGAUCACCAGCGUGCCAAGGGUAACGUGCAAUACUUUGAGGUGCAGCUGGAAAAACAGAGGCAGAUUGAAGAAGGAACAAUGCAAAAGGAUGAGGCAGAAGCCAAGAAGGAUGAAAUGGACCCUGUCCCAGAGAGGAAGAAGUAUGAACAGCUUUGUCGAGGAGAAGGAGUCAAAAUGACCAACCGAAGAAGGAGCCGGCUUUUCUGCCGAUACUUUCACAACAACCACCCCUUCUUCCUGGUGGGGCCGAAGAAGCAGGAGGACGAGUGGGACCGGCCCUACAUCGUGCGUUACCACGACAUCAUUUCCCACCGUGAGAUCGAGAAGGUCAAGGAGCUGGCCAAGCCCAGGCUACGCAGGGCCACCAUCUCUAACCCCGUCACCGGUGUGCUGGAGACCGCACAUUACCGUAUCAGCAAGAGUGCCUGGCUGACAGAAUUCGAGCACCCCAUGAUCAGGACACUGAACGAGCGCAUCGAGGCCCUGACCGGCUUAGAGAUGGACACGGCAGAGGAACUGCAGGUGGCGAAUUAUGGAGUGGGGGGACAGUACGAGCCACACUUUGAUUUUGGACGGAAAGACGAGCCGGAUGCCUUUAAAGAGCUGGGCACGGGGAACAGGAUCGCCACCUGGCUCUUCUACAUGAGCGAUGUGGCAGCAGGGGGCGCCACAGUAUUCCCAGACGUGGGUGCAGUAGUGUGGCCUAAGAAGGGCACGGCUGUGUUCUGGUAUAACCUGUUCCCUAGCGGUGAAGGAGAUUACAGCACACGGCAUGCUGCCUGCCCAGUGCUGGUGGGAAACAAAUGGGUGUCCAAUAAGUGGAUCCACGAGCGAGGCCAGGAGUUCAGGAGGCCGUGCACCCUGAGGGAGGAGGACCGGUGAAGGGGGGGGUGGGCACCUACUGCCCGCUCCAUCCUCCGGCCCAAACUACACCCCACCCAGGACUCCUCAGCCCCACAGACGGCCUCUGGCCGGGAACUCUGACCCCCCUCAGUCGCCUCUCUCAUCCCCGCCUGCGUUCCCCUCCCACACCAGGAUCCGUUUUACCCUUAAGCCUGCAGUCCGCGAACGGUCUUUAUCUGCGAGAGGUCUUAAGUGUCUAUGUCGUACCUGUCCAAUGAUGCUCCCAGCCGUAACUGCUCUCAGUGCCAGAAGAAUUUGGGCUCAAAUACAGUGAUAGUGGGCAGUGAGCACACAGUCCAGUGCUCUCACACACUCCAGUUGUAAUGCCACUCAAAAACACACUGCCUCUGUCUGCCCCCUUCCCAACGUGCACUCACUCCAGUUGUGCUACAGACCUCCACCAUUCACACACUCCCAGACCUACACACACACUCCCACUGUGCGCACACACACCCGACCAUUAGCAUUAAAGUUACCGUUACCAAUACAGAUCUGCCAGCUGAGCCACCAUAGCUAAUGUGCUAAUAAGGGAUGAGGUCUCUCUGUGUAGCGCUACGACUCCCUGGUGAGGCUCUCGGGUGUGGAGAAGGUUCAGUGUGAACUUCAGAUGAGUCCCUGUGCUGAACAAGAGCUCCUCAGCAGAGCCUGCCAUUUUAUGUGCUGGAGAUGGAAAAUAUGGCUUACACCAUAUUCUACAGCUCCAAUAUAUAUUUUUAAAUUUAAGCGGUUUCUUUGUUUCUACACCAACAAAAUCUUGCCCGAACCUGCAGUAUCGCUUCAUUACAUUACAUUACAUUAUUGGCAUUUGGCAGACGCUCUUAUCCAGAGCGACGUACAACAAAGUGCAUACCCAUAACCAGGGAUAAGUUCGCUGAAAGACCCUAGAGGGAAGUACAAUUUCAACUGCUUCAGACACAAAUGGUAAAUAUUGUUCUUUUUGAUCGUCUUAUGGUUUUAGAUGACGACAUCUAAAUAAUAAUAAAUGACGUAUUUAAUAUUAGAUGACGUAUUUAAUAAUAAAGUUGUACAGAUUUGAGAUGAGACAGGGCAAUUUUGUACAUUUCUGUUAUUAUGAUAAAAUUAGUAAAAUAUAGGGAAACUUUUAAAAGGAGAGUGCACCAUGAUUUUAUGUUGGUAAAUGGGAAUAAUGUACAGGUUUUCAUUUUUGCUGAUAAACAUUUUUGCGCACCGCCAGCAGUAUGCGUUUGCUAUACCUGCUUACUCUCCUAUUUGACUGAAUUUUUAACAUUCCAUGUUGCGCCUUCUUAAAAGCCAAUUUUCCUAUUCAGUGCACGUACAGUAGGCUUGCAUUCAGUGCAGGUUUCAGUUUACUUCACACGGUGUGCUUGGGACUUGAACUAUCUUGUGGAUGUAAGACUUCAAGACAAAAAUGCCUAAACCAAAAACAGGUGAAAUUUGACUUAUUUUUUAUUUCUGAGUCAUAGUCUCUUGAAAGCAGGCUGUUGUCUCUGCAGUGAAGCGAAUGUUUGCUGAUGUCCAUAUUGGCUGGUAUGGUACGAGGGCGUGACUCUCUUUUCUGCUUAUCUUCUUGUUAAAGUGGAUGACCUGGGAAGGGUACAUGCAAAAGCAAAAGGGUCCCCAUGCUGCUUCUGCCCGCUGCAGCUCAUCUCCGCUGCUCCGACCACCCCCGAACGCUUUUAGGGUUUCUCUCUGCGUGAUCCGUGCUAUUUAUGUCCCCUGGGAACCAGUUCGUUUGUGCUGUAAAAUGUGUUUGGAUGAUGAUGCACAGGUGUGAAAUUAUUUUUUGUGACAAAUAAAUGUUGUAUUAUUGAUAAAAAAA